Hibiscus syriacus is the source of this 809-nucleotide messenger RNA. Its product is annotated as ycf20-like protein. The transcript is spliced from 3 exons. Lineage: Eukaryota; Viridiplantae; Streptophyta; Magnoliopsida; Malvales; Malvaceae. The coding region runs from base 102 to 683 and encodes 193 amino acids. The record is from RefSeq and is a predicted model, not a curated record.
GCCCAAGCUCUAACUGCACUCUCUCUCUCUCUCUCUCUCUCUCUCUCUCUCAAGUCUGCUACCAAACUGCAAAGUCAGAACAUUCACAGAGAUUCAAGUUGAUGGCCUGUCAAGUGGGAAGAAUCUAUAUGCAGACAGGUUUAUCAAUAUUGGAGAAUGAUGUCCUUGAAAGUUCAUAUCCUACUCUUGCACCUUGUGCAAUCCAGAGGUGGAGCAGUGAGCCUAGUUUAAGUGGACAAGCUUCAAAGAUUGGUUUAAGUUCUUCAACAAAAAGAUAUGGUUGGAAAAUACCAUUUGCCUUGGACACUGGUGGGGUUCCUGGAAAUGGUGACAGCCCUGAUCUCGGUGGUACUCGACUGGGCAGGAUAGUGAGUGCAGGUGGCAGACAGCUACUAGAAAAGUUGAACUCGACAAGGAAGAACUUUCCCAUGAAGGUAUUUCUCCUCCUAUUCGGAUUCUAUACUGCAAAUGCAUUGGCAACUAUUCUUGGACAAACAGGUGAUUGGGACGUAUUAGUUGCCGGGAUUGUUGUUGCUGCUAUCGAGGGGAUCGGUAUGCUUAUGUACAGAAAGCCCCCUUCUUUAAGAACUGGAAGAUUGCAGUCAUUUGUGGUAAUGGUUAACUAUUGGAAAGCUGGGGUGUGCCUAGGUCUUUUUGUUGAUGCUUUUAAGUUAGGUAGUUAACAUGAACUUGUUGUUUUGGGUUGGAGUCUUCUUUUUCAAUGUACUUUGCAUGUCUUAUGGCAGCUCUGGCUCUGUUGAUAGAUUUUCAACUAGGUGAGAAAUGCUUCGUAACUUUUGACGUCGUAU